Drosophila novamexicana is the source of this 513-nucleotide messenger RNA. RefSeq lists its product as uncharacterized. The transcript is spliced from 3 exons. The coding region runs from base 1 to 513 and encodes 170 amino acids. The record is from RefSeq and is a predicted model, not a curated record. NCBI's taxonomy places the organism in Eukaryota, Metazoa, Arthropoda, Insecta, Diptera, Drosophilidae.
AUGCGCUUCACUUGUUCAAUGCAAAUAUUGUGCGUGGCAUUUUCACUGCUUGCCACGCCCACUUUGGCGGCAUUCAUAAAAUUGACGGGCUUGGAAUGCCUCAGCGUCGAUCCGAGCUAUCUUGUGUUUGAGAACUGCAUUAUAAAGGCAUACAAUCGCGAAGUCAAGGAGGUAUCGGUAACUGUCAAAUUGCUGCAAUUGCCCGUGACAAAUGUGACGAUACGCGGCGAUAUCAGGCGUCGCUUCAAGCUACCAUUUUACAGCUACAACAUAGACGGCUGCAUUUUCAUGCAAAGCAACAGGCGCAAUCCCAUUGCCGAUGCCGUCUACAAGUUCCUGCGCCUCGAAUUCCACUCGAACCUGAAUCAUUCGUGUCCCUACAAUCAUAAUGUGAUAGUCGAUCGCCUGCGCCUCGAUAAAAACUUCAACCUGCCGAUGCCCAUUGGCACGGGCGAAUACGUAAUCACAACGCAUUGGCAUACGUACAACAAAAACUUUAUGAUUUCCGGAUGA